Messenger RNA from Cyprinus carpio (common carp), 1967 nucleotides. RefSeq lists its product as uncharacterized. Gene Ontology annotation, molecular function: NAD+ poly-ADP-ribosyltransferase activity; NAD+-protein-arginine ADP-ribosyltransferase activity. Lineage: Eukaryota; Metazoa; Chordata; Actinopteri; Cypriniformes; Cyprinidae. The transcript has 3 exons. The coding region runs from base 957 to 1826 and encodes 289 amino acids. The record is from RefSeq and is a predicted model, not a curated record.
AGCUCAUGUUCAAACAGUACAUCAGCCCAAAUAACAGAGCACAAGCCUGCGCAAUGCUACUUCCACACCCUCAGUUAGGACACCAGUGUCCUGUGGGUCAUCGUCAGGCAGUGCUCCCUCCUUCAGUAUGACAUACACUCCCAUCAGUUUGCUCCAUGGUGCUUUGUGACUCAAUGUCUGAAUCCUGUGGGACUACAUGAAAGAUUACAAACAAAAAUGAGCACAAAUAUUUAUUACAAGAAUUGCACACUUAUACACUGGCCACUAUAUAAUGUACAUCUGUAAAGUAAACUUCAAUUCAAUACAGGAGCGCUGCUGUGAAUUCUACAUUUAAAAGGUUAUAAUGACUUGCUGCUGUUACUAAAUAUCAAGAGUUUUACUUAUAUUUAUAACUAUAACCCCUGAAUAAAACCAUGCAUACCUAUUCAAAAAUAACUUUAACUGCAAAUUGUAAGGACAUUUCAAAUAUAUGGUCAACUGCAUGUGCAUCAUAGAUUUAACUUGACAAUUUUUGCAUAAUGUAUUCAAUAAGCUGGGUAGCAUAAGCAGGUGUGGCAUUUUGAAACUAUGUUUAAAGGGAGAAAUGUCUAAUUAUUUAAUGUUUAAAAUAAUAUUUUGCUGAUAUACACAUGUAUACACAAUGGCCAAGCCAUAGCUAAUAACAAGAACAGUCCCUCCAUUGGCACAUUAAACUAAAUCUCAAAAAAAAAAAAAAGCCCAAUCAACGAUAUCUGAAAAGAGCGAUGAGACGUGCACAUUGAUUCUGGUGUUUAGAAUAUAAUGUUAACCAAUAGGCCAAGUUACGUAAAUGCACCCUGGCCGGGUUUACUAUAUCGUAAACAUUGCACAUUAUGCUAACGUUUGCUACAUUAACUUGCAUACAGAAUUUUUUUUUUUAGCCUGCUGUCCAUGUUAUUGUCUUUGUCCAGACCUGUGCUCAUACGCCAACUAAAACAAUGGGAAGUUUGAGGUUCCAUGCAUUUCUCCUGCUGCUCUUCACUACUGUGGUGCAGAUAACUGAAGAAGAAUCGAUAGACAUGGGCUUGUUUCCUGAAGCUGCUGAUUACUCAUUCUACAACUGUCGGAAAGAGAUGCUGCAGAUGGUCACAAAAAGUGGAGGUCUGCUGCAGACUGAGCUUAACAACAAUACUGAUUUUAAAACUAUGUGGCAAAGUAAUGCAGCAUGUAGAAGGGCCAUUCCAGGGAGUACACCGGAGCACAUGACUGCGCUGAAGAGUUAUGUUGAUGCUACUACUGAAUUUCAUGAAAAAUUCAAGGAAUUGGUUCAGAACCAUGGCAGGAGCAGUUCGACUUACCGAGACGAGUUUCCUUUCAAAUCUCUUUUCUUCCUGCUGACAGAUGCCAUGCAACUCACAGGCCAAAAGAAAUGUCGUACAGUGUAUUCUGGCACAAAGGAGGAAUAUAAGACCACAACUGGGCAGAAAGUUCGUUUUGUGAGUUUUUUACCAGCAAAACUGGAAUUUACUGCUGCAACUGAAGCUGGAAACACUGGGACUGUUUUCAACAUCACGUCUUGUUCUGUGAUCAGUCUUGAUGAGUAUGGGUGUAGUUCAGAGGAAAUAGAUGAACUAAUAUCACCCACUGAAGUUUUCACAGUUAAGGAUAUCACGGAUGUUACUAAUAGUAAUGAUGAGUAUACAAAGAUCACCUUGGUGCAUUCUUACUUUUACAGUUCUUCUGACUGCAGCAGUCUUGCCAGCUUGUCUGAAGAAUCUAAAGAAUCAUCGUCAAGUUUCCUGAGUCCCAGUUUCCUGAAUCUGACGGCUUCCUUUCUCAUGCUGUGCUUCUACACGCUGAUUCUGUAAUAAACUCUGUAUGUUCUCAGAAAUGCAUGAAAUGUAAUGGUUACAUUCAUUCUGUUAAUGCAUGUUUACCGCAUUCAGUGUUCUAGACUUAUAAGGAUGAAUUUAUCACAAUAAUAAAUUACUUUUAUUAUUAAUUUUAAA